This is a messenger RNA of Euleptes europaea (tarantolino), 917 nucleotides long. RefSeq names its product golgi phosphoprotein 3 like (gene GOLPH3L). NCBI's taxonomy places the organism in Eukaryota, Metazoa, Chordata, Lepidosauria, Squamata, Sphaerodactylidae. The coding region runs from base 1 to 858 and encodes 285 amino acids. The record is from RefSeq and is a predicted model, not a curated record. Gene Ontology annotation, molecular function: phosphatidylinositol-4-phosphate binding. The transcript has 4 exons. Gene Ontology annotation, cellular component: cytosol; trans-Golgi network; Golgi cisterna. Gene Ontology annotation, biological process: Golgi to plasma membrane protein transport; retrograde vesicle-mediated transport, Golgi to endoplasmic reticulum; Golgi vesicle budding.
AUGACGACGUUAACUCACCGGACACGGCGGGCGGAGGUCGGCAGGAACACAGACAAGAGGCCGGAAGGCGAGGAGGACUCCCAGCUAGACGACCAGUUGGGUGACGGCGAAGCUGGUGAUUCCAAAGACAUCCGCUUGACCCUCAUGGAGGAGGUGCUUCUGCUGGGCCUGAAGGAUAAAGAGGGCUACACAUCUUUCUGGAAUGACUGCAUCUCCUCGGGCCUGCGUGGCGGCAUCCUCAUCGAGCUGGCCAUGAGAGGGAGGAUACAGCUGGAGCCGCAAACCAUGAGGAAGAAACGGCUGCUGGACCGCAAGGUCCUCCUCAAAUCGGAUGCCCCUACUGGAGACGUGCUUCUGGACGAGACGCUCCGCCACCUCAAAGCCACCGAACCUGCUGAGACGGUGCAGACGUGGAUCGAGCUACUGACAGGCGAGACGUGGAACCCCUUCAAGCUGCAGUACCAGCUGCGCAAUGUCCGCGAGCGGAUCGCCAAGAACCUGGUGGAGAAGGGAAUACUGACAACGGAGAAGCAGAACUUCCUCCUCUUCGACAUGACGACCCACCCGGUGACGAAUACCACGGAGAAGCAGCGCCUGGUGAAGAAGCUCCAAGAGAGCGUCUUGGACCGGUGGGUCAACGACCCCCACCGCAUGGACAGGCGGACCCUGGCGCUGCUGAUCCUGGCCCACGCCUCCGAUGUGCUGGAGAACGUCUUUGCCAACCUGGUCGACGAGAAGUACGAUGUGGCCAUGAACCGUUCCAAGGACUUGCUGGACAGAGAGCCUGAGGUGGAGGCCGCCAAGGCGGGCAGCGUGGAAAUGAUUUGGGCCGUCCUGGCCGCUUUCAACAAGUCCUAAAAACCGUGCAGACUUCUGCCUUUCCCUCUAGGAAUCAGACCUCUCAAUCGGGGGAAUCU